Messenger RNA from Hyla sarda, 1482 nucleotides. It is a transcript of the gene RBKS, whose product is annotated as ribokinase. Gene Ontology annotation, molecular function: ribokinase activity. Gene Ontology annotation, biological process: D-ribose metabolic process. Bases 380 to 1141 code for a protein of 253 amino acids. The transcript is spliced from 9 exons. Lineage: Eukaryota; Metazoa; Chordata; Amphibia; Anura; Hylidae. The record is from RefSeq and is a predicted model, not a curated record.
UCUCUCGUCAGCAAGAUGGAUCCGGACAGUCCUCAGGUGGUGGUGGUCGGCUCCUGCAUGACCGACCUUGUCAGGUAGGGGGCAUGUCCUUCUCUUGCCUGCACUGUUUUGACUUCUCUCCUUCCCUCACUCUGACGACUCACUGCUCUUGGUAGCCUGGCAGCCCUGCUCUGUAACCCUUUCCUCUCUAGCGUUAUGCUGUACACACACACAAUGAUUAUUGGAGAUUGCCUGUACUCUACCACCAAAGACAAUAUGCUUAACCCCUCGUCUGCCCAAAGCCGGAGAGACCAUACAUGGGAGCAAGUUUUUUAUCGGUUUCGGAGGCAAAGGAGCGAACCAGUGUAUACAAGCGUCUCGACUCGGGGUCCGCACCGCCAUGGUCUGCAAGGUCGGCGAGGAUUCUUUUGGCAACAAUUACAUAGGAAACUUUAAGAAGAACAACGUCUGCACAGACUUUGUCUUCCAGACCGGAGCAGCCGCCACCGGAGCCGCCUCCAUCAUUGUCAAUGCAGAAGGACAGAAUGCCAUAGUUAUUGUCGCUGGGGCAAAUCUAUUACUAAAUUCAGAAGAUCUUACAAAGGCCUCAGCAACCAUAACCGGAGCCCGGGUGGUAGUGUGCCAGCUGGAGAUCAGCCCCGAGGGGUCACUGGAGGCCCUGAAAAUGGCAAAGAAGGGCGGAGCGAGGACGAUCUUUAACCCCGCUCCGGCCAUUGCUGAUCUGGACCCGGCCUUCUACACUCACUCUGAUAUCUUCUGCUGCAAUGAGAGCGAGGCAGAGAUACUGACAGGCCUGCCGGUGAGGAGCCCCUCUGAUGCAGGAGCUGCCGGGUCGGCGCUGUUGGCCAAAGGUUGUCAUCUGGUCCUGGUGACGUUAGGAGGAGAAGGAUGUGUAAUCGUAUCCAAGGAAGAGCCAGGACACAGGCACAUCGCAACACAUAAAGUAACAGCAGUGGACACCACGGGCGCCGGGGACAGCUUUAUCGGGGCGCUGGCAUUCUUCAUAGCGCAAUAUCCUCAGCUGGGCAUCGAAGAAAUGGUGAAGAGGUCAAACCACAUUGCGUCAGUGAGCGUCCAGACCGCGGGGACACAGACAUCCUAUCCCUAUCGCAAGGACCUUCCUCAGGAUAUCUUCUCGUGAAGGAAGACGGUCCCGGGGGAGCCAUGGCGAGCGGCAGACAUCCACAUAAGGAAACUCCUAAAUACUGCGGUGCCCUGAGAUGACCCCCAGAACUUACAAUAAGGGGCGUUACCUCCCGCCAUGACAUAUAGGGAAGCCCCUCCAUUAUUUCUAACGCCUCAAUAAAAGCGUACCGGGUCCUAUUCAUCUCUAAUAACAAUAUGGAUGUCACUACCGUAUGGCGCUACUAUGGUGGCGCCAUUCAGGAUUUAAGAAAAGUUGGGUGACAUUGUGGAAACGGUUGAAGGGGUACUCUGGUGGAACUUUUUUUUUUAUUUUUAUUUUUUUUUAAAUCAACUGGU